This is a messenger RNA of Cladocopium goreaui, 1308 nucleotides long. The record is from the annotation of a GenBank genome assembly. NCBI's taxonomy places the organism in Eukaryota, Dinophyceae, Suessiales, Symbiodiniaceae.
AUGCCGGAGCCCAGCAAACAGGUGCCCGGCGAUGCCACAGAAGCAUUGCUACCGCGGCUUCCCAGGCUCUUUGAGCUUUUCACUGCAGAGGGGCUCUGUUUCCUGGAUGUGCUGGCGUCGAUUUCACGUCGCCUGAUUUGCGCUGCAUGUCAAAAGGACGAGGCAGGUGGUGACAUCCCACGUGUUGCGCUUCCCCGCGCCCUGCUGGUUGCACUGCUCAGCGCGCUGCGCACGCGCCGCAGCGGCGUUCAUGCCAUGCUGCAGCUGGCGGAAGCGCUGGUGGCCUGGGCUGAGAGGAGUUCGGAGGUGCAAACAGCCACCAGGCAGCUGGUGCUGGAUCUCUACAGCUCCCUAUCUCUUCAGCUCAGUUCUCCCACCUCGGAGCUGAGCCAAGUGCUAGGGCCUCUGCUGGCGCUGGGGCACCGGGGGGUGGACCUAUGGACCUGCGACAAGAUAGGUUUGGGAAACAAGAUCUUCGGCUCGGCACUCUCCAUCUUGGAGGCCUCCGAUGGCCAGCAGCCUGAAGGAGAAGCCGUGCCUACGGUGUCUCCACGGGUGGCGGCAGAGUUGCUGCAGCUCUUGACGUUGCUGAGUUGUUGGCGAGCAAGGUGUUUACUCGGCGAAGCGUCAAAGGAAAAUUCAGGUGCCACGGUGCUGUUGCUGUUUUCUGAUGUGGUGCCACCUGAUUCGCGCCAGCUGCAGCAAGGUGUCUCAGUUGUCACAACAUGUGGAACGCUGACCACCGCUGCGCGACUUCCGUGGCACUGUCCAAGGCCGAACGCCUGGGAAGGUUUCAAAGACCUGGCCACCUUUGAGAUCCAGUUGAAACCCAUGGGAUUCAAGCGCUGCCCCGCCUGCCAAUAUCCCUGUGAGAAAGCGGACCCCUUGUCCUGUGAUCACAUCACCUGCGAAUGUGGCCAUCAAUUCUGCUGGAAUUGUGGUGAAGACCGACGGGUGAUCUAUGCCCAUGACCUUAGCUAUCAUCACCCAAGGUGCAAGUUCUACGUGCCCUGUGACGAGAAACCCAAGUUGGAGAAGAAUUGCCCAAGAUGUAAAGAGACCGGAAUCCCGUGCUUGCGUCCGUCUGAAGAAGAAGCAGCCACAAAGGCCAACGUCCAGAAAGAGCAGCUGGGGCUCUACAUGAAAAAUUGGCGCCGCACCGAGGAACGCGACGCGGCAUUGGUCUCAGAGAAGACGGAGGUCCGCGCUGGCGCUCCGCCCUUUGGAGAAGUCUUUGCUCAGAUGUUUUGCGGUGGUCCAUUGGCAUCUUGUUGCAGAGUUCUGGGCACCGAAAACGCCCGCAGAUGA